UACCGGAUGUGUACUCAGUGGACUGGAAUCUCAGAAAAAAAAAGCUGUCAAAAUAUCUCUGGUCUGGGGCACUUCACAGCCACACCAGCCUCUUACGUUGUUAUUUAUAUCGCUCCCCAGUUAGGUUUGCAUCAAACCUAAUAUAAUAAGAUAGAAUGGAAGAAGGCAUUUUAACAACGCUGAAGAUAUUGAUAAUCGGAGAAAGUGGUGUUGGAAAGUCAAGUCUCCUAUUAAGAUUCACAGAUGACACAUUUGAUCCAGAUCAAACUGCAACAAUCGGUGUCGACUUUAAGGUGAAGACCAUCAGUGUCGAGGGCAACAAAGCCAAGUUGGCAAUAUGGGACACGGCGGGCCAGGAGCGCUUCCGAACCCUGACGCCCAGCUACUACAGGGGAGCCCAGGGAGUCAUCCUGGUGUAUGACGUGACACAGCGCGACACCUUCACCAAGCUGGACAACUGGCUGAACGAGCUGGAGACGUACUGUACGAGGAACGACCUUGUGAAGAUGCUGGUCGGCAACAAGAUAGAUAAGGAAAACCACGAACUAGACAGGAACGAGGGGCUGAAGUUUGCGCGAAAACAUUCCAUGCUUUUUAUAGUUGGCGUUGACCUUCUGCUCGUGCGUCUUGUCCUCCCCUCGCCUUUGUCGCGGCCCAGAGGCCAGCGCCAAGACCCGGGACGGAGUGCAGUGUGCCUUUGAGGAGCUGGUGGAGAAGAUCAUCCAGAGCCCCGGGCUGUGGCAGAGCGAGGGCCACGGCCGCGUCCACCUGACCGACGAGGACGCGGGCGGAGGCAGCUGUGGGGGCUACUGCUCCCUGGUGUAGACGCCACACACACACACAGAGAAACACACACACAAACACAAACACACACAAAUACAUGAAUACACGCGCAGACGCACAUGAAUACACUCUCAGACACACGCACAUAAAUACAUGCGUGCACACACACUCGUGCACACACACAAUACACUCAGACCCACACAAACAUGCACACUCACACACAUGGACCGCACAUGUACAAAGAUUCUGGCGCUAGACGGGUGCACAGACGGACGCUGACAAACACUUGAUGAAAACAGAAAAAGGAAAGGAAAUCCCUGCAGCCCCAUUGUGUCUGUGUGCGUGAGUGAGUGUGUGCGUGUUGUCCUAAGCAGAAGUCCAUCCAUAAACAUUAAAGACUCAGACUGUGGCACUUUUCCCUGUGACUCCCAAGAUGGGUCCUGCCUCUUAACAUUCACCAGCCGUGCUCAUAUACAGUGUUCUCGUUUUUUUGGGGGGGCCGGGGUGUUUUGUUCAAUCCCCUCACACUGCCUGAUGUCAGGCAGUGCUACAAACUCCUCUGAAAAUCUCUCGCACCCCUUCCUGGCAUGUGCCCCGAUUAAUUAGGAAGCCUUUGCUUGGUCAUUUGUUUAGCAUUUAUCUGUCGAAGGACAGACUUCCGUGUUUUUUUUGUGUGUUCAUUUAUUUUUAUUUUUGAAAUGCUAAAAAGGGAAUCCAUUCAAUGUUCAUUCUUGCCAAUCUAACUUGUCAUUUUAACAUUGCUUUGUUAUUUUUGACCAAAGCCUUCCAUAGUGUCUCCAGCAUGCCUUUUAUUGUCCUAUACACACCCGACCCCAGCUCUGCAUGUUCCCUGGUCUCUGCCCAAUCGCAUGCCUGAUGAUAAUGCAAACCCCGCCCCCCACCCAUCCUUUUUCUUUACAGCAUAGUCGGGUCCUUUAAUUUUUUUGGAGGGACAGUUUACAAUAAAACAUAACGAUUCCAAAGCUUCAUCACCCGCUCUUGGAAAGGCUGCUCGUGAAUGGAGGACUGGCACGGAUUAGCUCUCCCAGUCAUGUCAGGGGAAUAAGAGAAGCUCAAUAAAUGGCACACUUUUUUUCUAAGAAAGAUGUUGCUUUAAUGUGGGGGAUCUCAUGCUGGUCUUCCCUUGUGUCACACCCCCCCCCCCCCCCCGCUCUAGCAGAUAGCGUUGGUAAAAUAUUGGUUACUCCGACCAAUGGUCUUUUUCAUAUUGGGGCCUUUUAUUCGCGACUGGACUUAGACAAAAGGAAAAAGUGUCCAAUAUUAAACAGGAUAGUGAGUCAUAGGGGUGUUUCCAUUGGAAUAGGGAAAAAAAAAAAAUCAAACGAAACCCGCUAAUGGGUUUACCAGUGCGGCUGUCGUCGUGCUGGUCUUGGGGAGGCAGAUACAAAUGUACCAUGGCCCUGACCCAUGACUGUUUGUAGUGACUGUGUUUGAGUGAUUGUCGCACGUCUGCGGAUUCCACGAAAUGUAGGACUGCGAGGCCGUCUCCUCAGGACAGGGAUGUGGACGAGGGCACAGAUGCCUUUGUGUCUAGUGAAAAUGUAGACGUUUUAUCGGCUUUUAAAACUGCAUGGAAAAUACUUUUCCUUUUUGUUUUGCUGUAUAUGUUUGCUGUAUAUGUCAUUACGGUGGCUCAUACAUUUUUAACAAUAGGGUAAGUUAUACGUUAACAUUAAAAACAAACCUGUUUAGAUUCUUAUGUUGACUCUUGUUCAAAGUAGAACUACAUUUAACUUUCAUCAGUAUAGACUUCUCUUUAUCUUGUUUAUAAUCCAUAUGUAAAAACAAUAUGCAGACUUUGUAAAACCAUGUGAUUUGAGGAAUCUUUCUGAAAUCUGUCCUGUAUAAUUUGUAAAGCUGUGCUUAUAAAUAUUACACCAUUAAAAUCGGCCAAUGUAUUAAACUCAAUAAAGUGCUUUUUCAAAACGA
Molecule: messenger RNA, 2733 nt
Organism: Gadus macrocephalus (Pacific cod)
Lineage: Eukaryota; Metazoa; Chordata; Actinopteri; Gadiformes; Gadidae
Gene: rab18a
Product: RAB18A, member RAS oncogene family
Exons: 7
Coding region: 156-701 (181 amino acids)
Molecular function (GO): GTP binding; GTPase activity
Source: RefSeq, a predicted model, not a curated record